AUGGCCAACGACCACAUCCUGACCCUGUCGUGUCCGGAUAAGCCGGGUAUAGUUCAUGCUGUGACGGGGAUCUUUGCGCGAAACAACCUCAACAUUCUUGACCUGCAACAAUUCAGCGACCGGACCUCGGAGAAAUUCUUCAUGAGAGUGCACUUUGGACCGGCUGAUGAUACAAAAUCCCUGAUUCCUUCGUUCGAGGAGCUGGCAAACGAUAUCAAGAUGGACUACGAGCUGAGGCCUGUGGCUGAGAAGCCAAAGGUUUUGAUCAUGGUUUCCAAGAUUGGCUACUGCUUGAACGACCUCCUUUUUCGCCAGAAGACUGGGCAAUUGGCUAUCGAGGUGCCGUUGAUUGUAUCGAACCACCAGGACUUCGAACCGCUGGCCAAAAGUUAUAACAUUGCUUUUCAUCAUCUGCCUGUCUCCAAGGACACCAAGGCCGAACAAGAAGACCGCAUCCUGGAGCUUAUCAAAGAACACAACAUCGACUUGGUAGUUCUAGCGAGGUACAUGCAAGUACUCUCUCCGAAGCUCUGUGAAGCUAUGUCCGGCAAAAUCAUCAAUAUUCAUCACAGCUUCUUACCUUCCUUCAAAGGUGCAAAGCCAUACCACCAAGCUUUCGACAGGGGCGUCAAGAUCAUUGGCGCUACAGCUCAUUUUGUGACCGCCGAUCUAGACGAAGGCCCGAUUAUCGAGCAGAGGGUCACGAGAGUGGACCAUAGCAUGACGCCCAAGGAACUCGUUGACGAAGGGAGCAAUGUGGAGAGUCAGGUUUUAGCUGCAGCGGUCAAGUGGUGGUCAGAAAAGCGAGUAUUUUUGAACGGGCACAAAACGGUGGUAUUCAACUGA
This is a messenger RNA of Fonsecaea nubica, 846 nucleotides long. Its product is annotated as formyltetrahydrofolate deformylase. Lineage: Eukaryota; Fungi; Ascomycota; Eurotiomycetes; Chaetothyriales; Herpotrichiellaceae. The record is from RefSeq and is a predicted model, not a curated record. Gene Ontology annotation, molecular function: formyltetrahydrofolate deformylase activity. The transcript is spliced from 2 exons. The coding region runs from base 1 to 846 and encodes 281 amino acids. Gene Ontology annotation, biological process: 'de novo' IMP biosynthetic process.